Messenger RNA from Halichondria panicea, 1139 nucleotides. Its product is annotated as angiopoietin-related protein 1-like. The transcript is spliced from 2 exons. Lineage: Eukaryota; Metazoa; Porifera; Demospongiae; Suberitida; Halichondriidae. The record is from RefSeq and is a predicted model, not a curated record. Bases 181 to 1011 code for a protein of 276 amino acids.
UGGUGAACAACAGAUGGCUAUAGAUCAUAUCAAUUUAGCUAUGCCAUGCAAGUUGUAAUUUAGCAUUGAAGGGUUCGAAUGUCAUGCAGGCAGUAUAAAAGAAGUUUGCAAGGCAAAAAAUAAUUGCCAUUGACGAAAGAAAUCUUCACAUCAAUAAAUCUUCAUUCAAGAAUUUUAACCAUGGAGUGGAAAGCAGUGGUGAUAGUCGUUGCUGGUGUCAUGGCAACUGCAACUGGUACUCCAAUCAGUGAUUGCUCCGCUCGUUUUCAGCAAUCUCUUACGGAAGUGCUACAGCUGAAGAAAACAUGUGCCACAGCUAUGUACAAGGACUGUUGCCAGAUAGCACAAAUGUCCAAAACAUUUGAUCACAACCUGGAGUCUGGGAUCUAUGACAUCAACGAUGUCUGCCAUACAACUACGCCAUUUGGCCUGAACUUCUCCCCAGUGCAAGCACGCUGUAACAUGGAGAGUGGUGAUGGUGGAUGGACCGUUCUCGUUCGAAGGACACCAGAUGUUGCUGAGCGAUUGUCUUUCGACAGGAAUUGGGUGGAAUACGAACAAGGAUUUGGGAACCUGAGUGGCGAGUUCUGGUAUGGACUAAAGAACAUGCACUGUCUUACAAAUCCAGAGCCAAUGGAGGUCGAAGUUGAAGUCAGAAAAACUGAUGGCACAAAAUUGAUAUUAUCCUAUGGUCAAUUUCAAGUUGAAGGGCCCAGUACAAGUUACACACUGCAAGUUUCUGAUCAACAACACACUGGAUUCGACUUCCUUGGAUACUAUCACACUGGAAAGAAAUUUAUUGCAAAGGAUAGGACCAGCGGAAACACAUGUGCUGCACAAACAAAUGGAGGCUGGUGGUUCAGUGCCUGCUACAACAUUGAUCUAACUUUAGACAGUUUUCCACAGCUCUUUCAAAGAAGCACUGGAGCUUACAUGCCAUUUGAUUAUGCUGAGUUGAGGGUGCGUGCUAAGUCAUGUACAGCAAAGGCAGCUCCACCAACAUGCGAGUAACUUAAUUGUGCUCUCAUUGUGAAAACUGUGAACAGACAGAAAACUAAAAUUUUAGCUGAUUUAUAUAGUUAGAGUCAUAGGUGUGCUUAGCAUUUAGUGCAGUCCUUUGAUUUCAAAAAUGGUGUGGA